This is a messenger RNA of Chelmon rostratus (copperband butterflyfish), 2483 nucleotides long. RefSeq lists its product as uncharacterized. The coding region runs from base 142 to 1242 and encodes 366 amino acids. NCBI's taxonomy places the organism in Eukaryota, Metazoa, Chordata, Actinopteri, Chaetodontiformes, Chaetodontidae. The transcript has 5 exons. Gene Ontology annotation, molecular function: protein binding. The record is from RefSeq and is a predicted model, not a curated record.
CAUACACACACAUGCAGACACAUUAACACACACACACACACAGUUCCAUACAGCUCCCGAGGGUUUCACUGGGGAUUUAGGACAACCUGUCUCCGUUCUGUAGCUUCUGAACAAACAGGAUUGCAUUCACCAGCUGUCUCUAUGGCUCUCCGGUGCCGUGUCGUGUUGGUGCUGCUGUGUGCUUUUGACUCCGCCUCAGCCACUGUUAUAGCUGGCAUGGACUAUGGAGGUGUUCCUCUGUGGAUUAAUCGCCUGCUUGGUGAGCCCAGCGUGCUGAGCCUGCAGGGACGGAUGGACCCGGGCUGGUUCCGAGCCAACAAUCCAGAUGCCUGUCCUCAACAGUGCGACUGCCCCAUCCAGUGGCCCACGGCGCUCUACUGUGACCACAGAGGCCUGGCAGACGUACCCGACUGGCUGCCAGGCAGAACUCAAUACCUGUUUCUACAGGGCAACAACAUCUCUUCCCUGUCCUCCUCUUUUCUGGACAACAUUACUGACAUACGCUGGCUCAUCCUGGACCACAACAAGCUGCAGAGCGACAAGCUGGAUGAGGCCGCCCUGCAGAACCAGACCCAGCUGUGCUAUCUUUUUGCCAAUCACAACCACCUGAAAUCAGUGCCCAGAGCUCUGCCAGCUGGACUCAAGCAGCUGCGACUGGCCCACAACCAAAUCAGCAGCAUCAGCCCCGGAGCUUUCCAGAACCUGCACAACCUGACGCUUCUGCUGCUGCAGGGAAACAGACUGCAAACCAUCACGGAGGGGGACCUCAAGGGUCUGGUCAGUCUGAACCUGCUGGACCUCAGCGGGAACUGGUUCUCGUCUGUCCCCAGGCAUUUACCACCAUCUGUCCAGCAGCUCUAUCUGUCCAAUAACACUCUUUCUGGGCUGGAUGAGGACAGUUUUGUGGGAUUUCGCAACCUUAAGUACCUUCGUCUAAGUCACUGCGGACUGCAGAGCCACUGCGUCCCCCCGCCGGUCUUCAACUUCUCCAGCUUGGUGGAACUGGACCUUUCUUAUAACAUACUUACUACCAUUCCCACAGUCCCCACCACCCUGCGGUACCUCUACCUGGAGGCCAAUAAAAUACGAGAGUUCAACAUGACUAGUUUCUGCAGAGAGGUGGGACCUCUGUCCUACUCCAGGAUGAAGGUGCUACGACUGGAUGGAAACAAGAUGUCCCACCAACAGCUGCCCCCUGACUGGGUCUUCUGUCUGCGAGUGCUUGAAAGCAUUUACAUCUGACUCCAACCGUCUGAACGUGCUUCCAAAACAGGGUUACUGUGUGUGAGAGGACAGCGUCAUCUCGUGAUACAAAGAGAAAAACGUGACUCAACUUAUGGUCUUUGUUUUGUCGUCCAACUCGUCAUUUGUGAAGUCGAAGAGCUCAGCCUUAAAGCUAGAAACCAGAGAGGACUUUUUGUCUUCAAUGUGCCGAUACACUGCCAGGCACCGAAGGGAAAAACUGCCCUUCAAAGGAUGCCAAAGCUUGAACUUGCAAACUAAACCAGUGUUAUUUUAUCAGAACGCCAAAAGUCCUGAUCAAAACAUUUCUCAUACCACCAGUGCAUUCCCAUGAGUUUCUCUCUCUCAUUCCAUCUUCUCUCAGUUUUGUCUCCGCAGGGUUGUACAUCUGUGUGUUAUUAGCGAAUAGGAACUGUGACAAACCCUCUCAUUUCUAACUGUACAGAAUAACGUGCCCUGGUUAAACUGAGCCGUCUUAGGGGGAAAGGAAAACAUGUAUGAAUGUCAGAAUCCAGUAGCUUUCCCAAGAGAAUCUGACUCAGCUAGCUGGACAGUGUUAAAUGUGCUGAGUUGAAAAUGCUCUUGCAAGUUAUUGUUACCUUAAUCUUGGAUUUAAAAGCUGAUGCCCAUAGUCUGACAAUGCAAAAGAGAAAUUUAGUUUGCACCAGCAACAGAAAAAUAUUAACAUAAAGUCAUCAACAAAAGCUUCUUCAAUACUUAACUUGUCAAUACCUGGAGUACAAGCAUUCACAUUACACCCUUGUUAUUAUGUCAGAUUUAACUAUAUUAAUCAUACAAUUAAGAAAAUAUUCAUAACCGAAAUAUUCAUAACCGAAUAUUUGACGAAGGUUUCCAGCCUCAGUUGAGAGGAUGUAAUGUAUUUUCUUCUUCUUCUUUGUUUUUGUUUUGUUCUAAUAAAUAAUUCCAACAAACCAGAUAGUUCAAACUGUUACAAUGCAUAUAUAAAUAUAUGUACAGAAUGGACAAUAAACCAAUGGAGAAGUAUUGUAAGAAGGGAUUUAAUGUGCAAAUGUACAAAUCACAGUUACGUCUACGUACACACCUGUAUACAGUAUGUAGAUUAUGUACAGUAUAAACAAGCAGCUAUCUAGUACAGUGUGAAAAAAAGGCCUUAUGUCCAGCGUGGUCAGAGUUAAAUACGCAGUGGAGGCCGACGUUGCAGCUGCAGUUCAUGGUGACUUCACUGUCCAAUGUUUUUACUUAACCUGACACUUGGCCUU